UUGUUUGUGGUUCCAAAUUGCCCCAUCUUCUUCUUUCUCACAUUUUUUCACACAUAGCCAGAAUCCAACAUGGCUUCCCAAUUUAGAUCUGUCAAAAAGUGGAAAUAUGAUGUUUUUCUGAAUUUUCUACGGGAAGACUUCAACGGAAACUUUGUUACGGAUCUUUACAAACGUCUGGAAGACAAAGGAAUCAACGCAUUCAAACACGAUGGCAAAUCUGCAAAAAAAGUACCAAUUUCGACAGAAAUCUCAGAAGCCAUCGAGGAAUCAAGGAUUGCCAUUACCAUCUUUUCCAUGAUGUAUGCUUUAUCCAGACGGUGCUUGGAAGAAAUCACUAAGAUCAUGGAGUGCGUUGACAGCCACGGACAGGAAUUCUUCCCGGUCUUCUAUUGGAUACAACCAUCAGUAGUAUCGCGCACGUUUGAUUUUAAAAAAAACAAGGAAUAUUUCAACUGUGCUUAUUCGAAGAGGUUUCAGAGGUAUAAGGAUGCUCUCUUUAAAGCAUUCGCGGGAUUUAAUGAGGAUCUUUAUGAUCCUUUCGAACUUAUCUGUUGGAAAGCUGAAGAAUGUAUUGAGGAAAUUGUUGAUAAGGCUUCUCAGGUUAUGAACAUUCCAAAAUAUCCUGUGGGAGUCAGAUCUCGUGUAGAGGAAGUAAAAUCAUUGUUGAAAGUUGAAUCUGGCGGUGUUCAUUCUAUAGGGAUAUGGGGGAUGGCUGGUGUAGGGAAGACAACUGUUGCCAGAGCACUUUUUAAUGAGAUCUCUUGUCAAUUUGAAGAGUCUUGUUUUCUUCCAAAUGUUAGGAGAGUCUUAGAAAAGCAUGGACCGGGUGGCCUACACCAUUUGCAACAGAAGCUUCUUUCCCAGAUUCUGAAGAAACAUUCUGUUGGUUUAGCAAAUUUUGCUAGAGGCGACGAAUUUAUAAGCCAAAUGCUUCGUUCCAAGAAAGUUCUAAUUAUUCUUGAUGAUAUGGAUGACAAUCACCAAUUGGAACAUUUAACUGGAAAGCGUAAUUUGUUUGGUGAUGGCAGUAGGGUCAUUACAACAACUAGAAGUUUUGAUUUACUUGGCAAGCAUGAUGUGUUUUAUCGUGUCCCAGAACUGACCAACAAUGAGGCUUUAGAACUUUUAAGUUGGCACGCCUUUCAACAAGGAGCUCCAGUUAAAGACUUUGAAGAGCUCUCGUGCUGUGUAGUAGAUUAUGCUAAAGGCUCACCCUUAACUCUGGAGAUCUUGGGUUCUUUUCUGUACAAACAAAGUACAAAAGGGCAGAUAAGUGCAUUAUAUAGACUCCAAGAUUUCGGAGAUGAGAAAAUUGAUAGGUUACUUAUCAUAAGUUUAGAUGCAUUGGGUGCCGAAUACAAGAAUAUAUUUCUUCAUAUUGCAUGCUUCUUUAGAGGAAAAAAGAAAAAAAAUGUGAUUACAGUAUUGAAUAAACUUGGCUUCGAGUUAGUUAAUGAAAUAGAUGUCCUCGAAAGAUCAUUUUUAUAUAUCUCAGAAGGAAUGAUUGAGAUGCACGAUCCGAUAGUACAAAUGGGUCAGCAAGUGGCACGUGAUGCUGAGCAGGGCAAGCCAUGGAAUUGCAGUAGACUAUGGCAUGAAAAAGAUAUGAACACUGUUUUUUCUGCAAAUCAGAUUGCCAGAACCCAUACAUUUUCCGUGGCUCCCCAAAAUGAAGAUCAAAAGUGGAAAUAUGAUGCCUUUUUGAGUUUCAGAGGAGAUGACACCCGCAAUAACUUUGUUGCCCAUCUUUAUAAACGUCUCCAAGACAUAGGAAUCAACGUAUUCAAAGAUGAUGUGAAACUUGAAAGAGGAAAGUUCAUUUCAACAGAACUCUUGAAAGCCAUUGAGGAAUCAAGAACUGCCAUUAUUAUCUUCUCUGAGGACUAUGCUUCAUCCAGCUGGUGCUUGGAGGAACUCACAAUGAUCAUGGAGUGUGUUGACAAGAAGGAACAGAAAGCAUAUCCUGUCUUCUAUAACGUCGAGCCAUCAGAUAUACGCAUGAAAACUCUCUGUGAAGCUGAGAGCAGCAGCUUUGCUAAGGCGUUGGAAAAACACAGGGAAGAUUUCAAGGCUAAUUUUGAGAAGUUGGCAACCAAACACGAGGCAGAUCUUGCUCUCAGGAAAAAAGAUGAGACAAAUCAGAAGGAUAAUUUGGUGAAGGUGCAGAGGUGGAAGGACACUCUACAUAGAGCUGCUGGAAUAGCAGGGCUGGAUGUUCGUAAAACUGCUAAUGGGGAUGAAGCAAAAUCUAUUGACAAGAUUAUAAAUGAUAACUUCCGAAAUAUGCACCACACCGUUUCAGCAACUGAAAAAUAUCUAGUUGGAAUCGAAUCUCGUAUGGGUGAAGUAGAAUCAUUACUGAAGUUUCGAUCAGGUGAUGUCUAUUUUAUUGGAAUUUGGGGGAUCGGAGGUGUUGGGAAGACAACUGUUGCAAGAAAAUAUUUUGAUAGGGUUUCUCAUCAAUUUCAAGUGUCUUGUUUUCUUGCGAAUGUUAGAGAAGAAUCAAAGAAGCAUGGGCUGAUGUACUUGCAAAAGACACUUCUUUCAAGACUCUUAAAAGAAAAAUCAAUGAAUAUAACAAGUUUUUAUGAAGGAGCCGACAUGAUAAAAAGAAGGCUUUGCCACUGGAAAGUUUUAAUUGUUUUUGAUGAUGUCGAUGAUGAAGACCAAUUGGAAUAUUUAGUUGGAAAUCAUGACUGGUUUGGUGGUGGCAGUAUAAUCAUUACAACAACUAGAAACCAAGAUUUGCUACGUAGACAUGACCAGUCAUAUUCUGUUCCUGAACUGGCUAAAGAUGAGGCUAUUGAAGUUUUUAGUUGGCACGCUUUUCAGAAACCGACCCCUGAUAAAGAGUUUUUGAAACUCUCCAAAUCUGUAGUAGAUUAUGCUAAAGGCUUACCUUUAGCUCUUAAAGUCCUGGGUUCUUUUCUCUACAAGCGAGGCAGUACUGAGUGGAGAAGUGCAUUAGAUAGACUCAAAGAUAGUGGAUAUGAAAAAAUUGCUAAGCAGCUCAGUUUAAGUCUAGACGGAUUGAGCCAUGAAGAGAAGAAUAUAUUCCUCGAUAUGGCAUGCUUUUUUAGAGGAAGAAAGAGAGAUGAUGUGAUUACUAUACUAAACAGUUUUGGUUUCCGAUCAGAGAUUGGAACAGAUAUCCUCAUCCAAAAAUCACUCUUAUAUAUUUCUGAAGGAAUGGUUGAGAUGCAUGAUUUGAUAGAACAAAUGGGUCAGCAAGUGGUACGCAAUGUUGACCUGGACAAGCCAUGGAAUCUCAGUAGACUAUGGCAUGAACAAGAUAUAAAAACUGUUUUUUCUGCAAAUCAGAUUGCCAGAACCCAUACAUUUUCUGUGGCCCCCCAAAAUGAAGCCAAUCAAAAGUGGAAAUAUGAUGCCUUUUUGAGUUUUAGAGGAGAUGACACCCGCAAUAACUUUGUUGCCCAUCUUUUUAAACGUCUCCAAGACAUAGGAAUCAACGUAUUCAAAGAUGAUGUGAAACUUGAAAGAGGAAAGAUCAUUUCGACAGAACUCUUGAAAGCCAUUGAGGAAUCAAGAACUGCCAUUAUUAUCUUCUCCGAGGACUAUGCUUCAUCCACCUGGUGCUUGGAGGAACUCACAAUGAUCAUGGAGUGUGUUGACAAGAAGGAACAGAAAGCAUAUCCUAUCUUCUAUAACGUCGAGCCAUCAGAUAUACGCAUGAAAACUAAGAGCAGCAGCUUUGCUAAAGCGUUGGAAAAACACAGGGAAGAUUUCAAGGCUAAUUUUGAGGAGUUUGCAACCAAACAUGAGGCAGAUCUUGCUCUCAGGAAAAAAAAUGAGACAAAUUACAAGGAUAAUUUGGAGAAGGUGCAGAGGUGGAAGGACGCUCUACAUAGAGCUGCUGGAAUAGCAGGACUGGAUGUUCGUAAAACUGCUAAUGGGAAUGAAGCAGAAUCUAUCGACAAGAUUAUAAAUGAUAACUUCCAAAUCAUGCACCACAGUGUUUCAGCUACUGAAAAAUGUCUAGUGGGAAUCGAAUCUCGUAUGGGUGAAGUAGAAUCGUUAUUUAAGGUUAGAUCAGGUGAUGUCUGUUUUGUUGGAAUAUGGGGGAUCGGUGGCAUUGGCAAGACAACUGUUGCAAGAACUUUUUUUGACAAGAUUUCGUGUCAAUUUCAAGGGUCUUGUUUUCUUGCAAAUGUCAGAGAAGAAUCAAAGAAGCAUGGGCUGACGUACUUGCAAGAUACACUUCUUUCAAGAAUCUUAAAUGAAAAAAGAAUGAAUAUAGCAAGUUUUUAUGAAGGAGCUGACAUGAUAAAAAGAAGGCUUUGCCACUGGAAAGUUUUAAUUGUUUUUGAUGAUGUCGAUGAUGAACACCAAUUGGAAUAUUUAGUUGGAAAUCAUGACUGGUUUGGUGAAGGCAGUAUAAUCAUUACAACAACUAGAAACCAAGAUUUACUACGUAGUCAUGACCGGUUAUAUUCUGUUCCUGAAUUGGCUAAAGACGAGGCUAUUGAAGUUUUUAGUUGGCACGCUUUUCAGAAACAAACUCCUGAUAAAGAGUUUUUGGAACUCUCCAAAUCUGUAGUAGAUUAUGCUAAAGGCUUACCUUUAGCUCUUAAGGUCUUGGGUUCUUUUCUCUACAAACGAGGUGUAACUGAAUGGAGAAGUGCAAUAGAUAGACUAAGAGAUACUGGAUAUGAAAAAAUUGUUAAGCAGCUCAGUUUAAGUCUAGACGGAUUGAACCAUGAGGAGAAGAAUGUAUUUCUUGAUAUUGCAUGCUUCUUUAGAGGAAGAAAGAAAGAUGAUGUGAUAACAAUACUGAACAGUUUUGGCUUCCGAUCAGAGAUAGGAAUUGAUGUCCUCAUCCAAAAAUCACUUUUAUAUAUUUCAGAAGGAAAUGUUGAGAUGCAUGAUUUGAUAGAACAAAUGGGUCAGCAAGUGGCACGUAAUGUGGACCAUGACAAGCCAUGGAAGCACAGUAGACUGUGGCAUGAACAAGACAUAAAAACUGUUUUUUCUGCAGAUCAGAAGACAGAAUCAAUUAAAGGCAUAAUGGUACCAAUUGGCUCAGACCAACAUAUAUGCAAGUGGAGCAAAGCUUUCCGAAACAUGCCUUGUCUUAGGUUACUCAUUGUCAAAGGGGAGGAGGUCUGGCAUCAUGACCUUAUUUGUGACCCUAUUGAGUGUCUCCCCAGUAACUUGAAAUGGCUUGAUUGGUCAUACUACAGUUUUGAAUCUUUACCAGCAUAUUAUGAACCAGGAAACCUUGUUGGGCUCCACAUGACUUUUAGUUCUCUUGUUGAAGUUGUCAAGGAGCCGAAGGCAUUUGAUAAGUUGACAGUCCUCAAUUUAAGUUUUUCAAGAAAUUUAAUCCGAACGCCCAAUUUUUCCGAGAUUCCAAACCUGCAGAGGAUUAUACUGAAAAGUUGUGUAAGUUUGGUAGAAAUUCAUCCAUCCAUUGGCCAGCUCAGAAAGGUUAUCAUUUUGAAUAUGGAAAACUGCAAAAAUCUCAAAUCUUUACCAAGCAGUAUUCAAAUGGAAUCUCUUGAAAUCUUCAAUCUCUCAGGUUGUGAGAAGUUAGAAAAAUUUCCAGAAAUUCAGGGAAAUAUGGAAUUGCUAUCAGAGCUCCUUUUGGCACAUACUGCAAUAUGGGAACUUCCCUCAUCAGUUGGACUACUCAGUGGCAUCAACUUGCUUGAUUUGCAUUCAUGUAAAAACCUUGUAAGACUCCCAGCCAGUGUCUCUGAGAUGAGAAAACUGAAAAUUUUGAGUGUGAAAGGCUGCUCAAGACUUGCAAACUUUCCUGAAAAUCUAGGUGAUCUAACCCAGUUGGAGGAGCUCUAUGCUGGUAACACUGCCAUUUGGCAACUACCAGAUUCUCUUCUAAACUUAAGCAAACUUAAAGUCCUAUCGUUAAGAAGAAGCCGGAAGGUAAAGCGUCAAACUGGUGGCAGUUUAAUGUUACCCCCUUUCUGGGAGUCUCAUGAUUUGAGGGAAUUGAAAAGCUUAGAUCUCAGUGGGUGCAAUUUAUCUGAUAACCAAACUGGUGCUCUUAUGAAUUUUCCUUCUUUACUGGAACUGAAUCUGAGCAGAAACAAGUUUAUUUCAUUACCUGAUGUCAUUAGUCGACUUUCUCAACUUCGAUAUCUCAACAUAACCCAGUGUCAGGAACUUAAGAAACUUCCCAAACUUCCUCCGAGUGUAGAGGAAUUAUAUGCGGAAGAUUUUUUGGCCAAGCAAAGUAUUGCAAUGCUACAAAGGUACCAUCGGUUGAAUUUGGUGUCAUUCACCAAUUAUAGUUUUGACCAACAAUCUUAUACAGAGGAGAGCAAUGGUAGCUCAGUUUUGGAUGAGAUUCUCUAUUCGUUUCUUUCACGCAACAUGGAUUAUGUGGUCCAUCCCUCUCUCAACUCCGAUUACAGGGUGACUUGUUCCAUUGUCUUUCCUGGAUGUGUAAUUCCCAUGUGGUUUAAGCAUCAGAGUGUUGAGGAAAAGAUCUUGUUCGAACUGCCUAUUAAUUGGUAUAAUGACAAGUUCAAGGGCUUUGCUAUAUGCUGUGUGACUCGCAUGGGAGCAGGUGCCUGCAGUCCUGAUUCAGGACUAUCUGAGAAGUAUGACUAUGCUUUCAUCAAAACCAAAUUGGCAUGCAAAGAUGAUUUAGAAGACCUUAAAGUGCUAGAGAAAGAAUGUAAAGUGGGAACAGCAUCUAGAACAUCUGGCUUGUGUGUUUGCUUUGUCUACAUACCAUUGUAUGCUUCACUGCAGGUGUCCGGCACAGAUGUUGCAAAUAUUAACCAGUAUAGCCUAUUUGAGGCAUCUAUCCAUGGGCGCAUGGUGAGACAGUGGGGAGUUCAUUUGAUCUAUCAGGAUGAAAGAACAGUUUUUGCAAAAAAAUAUGGAACACUUGGUUUCACACCACUUAAGCGGAAGAGAGGCUAAAUUAGCUCUAUGUGCUGGG
Messenger RNA from Solanum stenotomum, 6931 nucleotides. RefSeq names its product TMV resistance protein N-like. Lineage: Eukaryota; Viridiplantae; Streptophyta; Magnoliopsida; Solanales; Solanaceae. The transcript has 11 exons. Bases 70 to 6912 code for a protein of 2280 amino acids. Gene Ontology annotation, biological process: defense response; signal transduction. The record is from RefSeq and is a predicted model, not a curated record. Gene Ontology annotation, molecular function: protein binding; ADP binding; ATP hydrolysis activity.